GCAGUGCCAGUUUCGGUUAGCAGGUUUCUCUCUGUCACUCCAUUCUGUCCACUUCAGUUUUUGGUUCAGUAGGCCGCAUGUGGGCUCAUUGAUCACAGUAGAAUUUUCUAGGAGAAGGGUCUCUCCGGUCCCCAACCCUCACUGUCAAAGUUGGGUGGAUUUGAUCAGAUUUUGUUUUCAACUGUUUUCCCUUUCGAUGUUAAAGUUUGGGGCUUUCUUUCUUUCUGCUCAUUAUCACUGACCCUGGAUGGCUUGCAUAAUUGGUUAUUGUUGGGUGGUCUUUCUGAAUGUGUGAAAUGGAAGUUUCUGUGGGAAUAAAUAGCUUUGUCCUUUUGUUGUUUUUCUUCCUCGGUUCUUCUUCUGAAGUGGGUUUGUAGCUGAUUUGUAGAAAUUUGUUAGUCUCUUUAAGGGAGAUGGGUUGCAGACGCACUGUUUCUGGAAUUUCCUCAUGGCAGUUCCCAGUUGCCUUUCCACCUGGAGGAUUAACCAGUUACUUGUGGGAUUUGUGUACUUGUAUGCUACCGACUUAGCUGAUUAGCUGAAAACAGGAUUAAGUGCUUAAAAAGCUUUGCAAACUCUCUUCUUCUGUGCGGCAAUGGUGGGGUUCCAGAAGUCUGCAGUAGUAGUCUUAGUUUCCCUGAUCAUCUCCCUUUCAAUUAAUCACUCAGAGCAAAUCCAGUCGUCCCAGGGUCAAACCCUCAUAAGGAUUCAACACCUUUUGAACAAUCCAUCAGUCCUAAGCACCUGGAAUAGCUCCACUGAUUUCUGCAGCCUAGAUCCCACUUCAUCUGUUUCUGUGGUCUGCUACCAGGACACCAUAACCCAGCUCCACAUCAUUGGAAACAAGGGAAGAUCUCUUCUCCCUAGAAACUUCUCCAUGGAAUCUUUUGUCACAACUCUGGUAAGUCUUCCAACCCUGAAAGUCCUCACACUAUCUUCUCUUGGUUUAUGGGGUUCACUACCUGGCAAAAUCGCUCGGUUGUCAUAUUUGGAAAUUCUCAACAUAAGCUCCAAUUUUCUAUAUGAUACCAUCCCUGGAGAGCUCUCAUCACUGUCUACCCUCCAAUCACUGGCACUCGAUGAUAACAUGUUUGCUGGGGAGCUGCCACAUUGGCUUGGUUCGCUCCCCGUAUUAUCUGUUCUUAGUUUGAGGAAGAACAUGUUCAAUGGGACAUUACCUGAUUCAUUAAGCAAUUUGGAGAAUCUCAGAGUUCUUUCACUUUCACACAACUACUUCCGUGGUGAAGUACCGGACUUUAGCCGGUUGACCAACCUUCAGGUGCUUGAUUUAGAAGAUAAUGACUUUGGGACCGAGUUUCCUCAGCUCGGGAACAAGUUGGUCACUUUGAUUUUGAGCAAGAACAAGUUCAGAGAUGGACUCCCUACAGAAAUAAGCUCUUACUAUCAGUUGGAACGGCUUGAUCUCUCCAACAAUAACUUUGUGGGCCCAUUUCCGCUGUGUUUGUUGGCAUUGCCUUCUGUUACUUACUUAAACGUGGGGAGCAACAAGUUCACUGGAAUGCUCUUUGAGAACCAAUCAUGUAGUGGUGAACUGAAGUUCGUUGACUUGUCAUUCAACCUUCUAACUGGACAUCUACCUAAGUGUCUUCACUCCAAGAAAACUGUUAUAUCUGAUGGAAACUGCCUGGAAACUGGUGAUGAUCAAAGCCAAAAACCGGUUUCAUUCUGUCGCAAUGAAGCCUUAGCAGUUGGUGUCAUUCCACAUAUGAAGAAUAGGGAAGGAAGAAGCUCUAAAGCAGCAAUUAUUGCCCUAGGUGUAAUUGGUGGAGUUGUUGGAGGCAUUGCACUUGUUACUUUGAUUUUCUUGUUGGUUAGAAAGGUGAGCGCCUCGAAGGAAAUCAAGAAAUAUCCGACAAGGCUAAUUUUGGAGGAUGCAUCAACUGGUUACCCGUCCAAGUUGCUUCAAGAUGCAAGAUAUAUAUCUCAAACAAUUAGACUAGGAGCACUUGGCCUCCCAGCAUAUCGGUCCUUUUCGUUGGAAGAGAUCGAGGAGGCUACGAACAACUUCGAGUCAUCAGCAUUCGUCGGUGAAAGUUCUCAAGGACAGAUGUACAAGGGUAAGCUGAAGGAUGGAUCUUAUGUAGCAAUUAUAUGCCUGAAAAUGAAAAGAAGCUACAGCACACAAACAUUCAUGCACCAUAUAGAGCUGAUCUCAAAGCUGAGGCACAAACAUCUGGCAAGUGCUCUAGGCCACUGCUUCGAGUGCUACUUGGAUGAUUCGAGCGUCAGCAGAAUAUUUCUCAUCUUUGAACAUGUAUCAAAUGGGAACCUAAGGAGCUGGGUCUCCGAGAGGCACUCUAGGCAAAAGCUGAACUGGACACAAAGGCUGGCAGCUGCAAUUGGGGUGGCCAAAGGGAUGCAGUUUUUGCACACAGGGAUUGUGCCUGGUGUAUAUGCAAACUAUCUGAAGAUAACAGAUGUUCAGCUGGAUCAGAACCUUGUGGCAAAAAUUAGCAGUUAUAACCUGCCAUUACUUGCAGAGAUCACAGGACAGGUCGGCCGCAUGACUUCUUCAGCUGGCUCCAAGAACCCUGCAAGGUUUGUUCAGACCAAUCAAGAAGCGAAAGCUGACGUCUACGAUUUUGGCAUCAUACUCUUAGAGAUCAUCGUGGGGAGACCAUUGGAAUCUAGGAAUGAAGUAGAUGCAGUAAAAGACCAACUGCAAGCAGCUAUUGCAUCAGAUGCAGCGACGAGGAGAAGCAUGGUUGAUCAAGCUGUUCAAAGGGGAAGCUCUAUUCAGUCGGUGAAGACGACAAUGGAGAUCUGCAUGAGGUGCCUAAACAAGAACCCUGGGGAUAGGCCUUCCGUGGAGGACGUGCUGUGGAACUUGCAGUUUGCUGCUCAAUCUCAGAGCGCCGAAGUGUCUCCUUCCUCGCCUGCACAGUUUAAUUAACAACCACGUCUCAGCACCCUGUGAUAGAAUCGCGAACGCAGAAUUCUUCAAGAAAUGAGUUCAAAUAUGGCUGUACCAUGGAAUUGUCUAAAUAGUAUAUAAGCUGUAAUUUAUAUAUACAAGAUCACCGUAGUGUACCCAACAAGUGUGUAUUAAACUAUCACAUUUUUUUUUUCAAAGUCAGUGUCGAAAAGAUAGUCACAAGGAGGAAGAAAGAAAAACGCGGGAGUCGACCAAUAGUCGAACUCCCCAUGAGAGGGCCUUUUGUGCCACAUGAUGGGUAGCCCUAUUUAGUCAACGAGAAACAAAGCAGUAAGAAAUCCAACUGAAAUGAGAAGCUAAGCUCUGAGUAUCCUCCAGUAGAACUCCACUCCGAUCAUGCGCCAAGUCGCCUCCCACCAUCCCGCCGUAUCAAUUGUUGUGAAUCCCCAUGAAAUUUGACAAAGACAAAGGU
Linum tenue is the source of this 3368-nucleotide messenger RNA. Lineage: Eukaryota; Viridiplantae; Streptophyta; Magnoliopsida; Malpighiales; Linaceae. The record is from the annotation of a GenBank genome assembly.